Styela clava is the source of this 4116-nucleotide messenger RNA. The record is from RefSeq and is a predicted model, not a curated record. NCBI's taxonomy places the organism in Eukaryota, Metazoa, Chordata, Ascidiacea, Stolidobranchia, Styelidae.
UUUUUCGUUCAAAAUUCUCAGUUGCCACAAUUUACAGUCAAAUUAUUUAUGUUUUAAAAGUGUUAAAUUAGCUAUAUAAGUAUAGCUUUGUUUUCAUGAGGUUGUUUGGCAGUAAAGAUGUCAAGUAAAAGUAAAGAAGCAAUUUCUAUAGCCUCUGUCACAGAGGAUGGAAAGUUUUUCUUGAACGUGGACAAUGUGAACGUUCUUUUGGAUAUACUAGCAGACAAAGAAGACGUAGCUAUUAUUUCAAUGGUUGGAGCUUAUAGGACUGGGAAGUCUUUCAUGCUGAACAUAUUUCUGCAAUAUCUAAGAAAGAAAGGGUGGCAAAAUGAAAAUUGGUUAGGACCUGAAGACAAAAAACUUCAAGAUGGAUUUUAUUGUGGAAGAGGUUCAAUGCGUCUUACUCGUGGAAUAAACGUUUGUCCUGAGAUAUUUGAUGUACCAUUAGAAAAUGGAAAAGAGAUAUCUGUAAUGAUUGUUGACACCCAAGGUCUAUUCGAUUUUCAUAGUACACAAGAUACUAAUCAUAAAAUAAUGAUGAUGAGUACAAUACUUUCGUCACAUCAAAUUUUCAAUUGUGUAGGAAUGUUACAGCAAAGAGAUCUGGAAUUUUUUCAUACAUCAGUGAGAUUUGCAAAAACAAUUACUCAAAUGCUUCAAAAGAAAGAAGAACAUCCUUUCCAGGCUCUCACCUUUCUUGUUCGAGAUUGUCACUUCGAUUAUGAAUAUCCUUUAGGUGACAAAGGUGGCUGUGAGUAUGUUGGAAGCAUUUUGAGAGAUCUUUCAGCAAAUAUGCCAGAAACCGUUAAAGAAGUGAAAGAAUCAAUUGCGAUUGCUUUUGAAAAUGUGUAUGGAUUUUUGAUGCCUCCAGCCGAAAGGGAAGUCCAUAGAAAAAAGAUAUCUUCUGAAAUUACUAUUGCAGACAUAAAAGGUGAAUUUUGUGAUUAUGCUUGUCAAUUGACAGAGAAGAUUUUGCAUCCAAAGAACCUUGUAGCAAAACACCUGUGUGGCAAACCAAUGUCCACGAAUACUUGUCUUGGUCUUAUAGCAGAAAUCAGCAAAGCAUUUGACUUGCCUUCUGUAGAUAGAAUGAUUGAUUGCUAUGAUAAAGCAGAAGAUGUAGCUGAUUUUAUUAAAGCUGUGGAAAUGUAUGAGCAACACAUGAAUGAGCAUAUCAGCAAACUUGGCAACAUCUUCUCAGAAAAGGAUGUGAUGGUGUGCCAUGAUAAUUCACUUCAAGAUGUAAAGAAGUUAUUUUCUCAAAAGACAGCAACAGGCUUCGAAGAAGAAAGAAGUGAAAUCUGGAAGCUUAUUAAAGAAGAAUGCGAAAAUUAUUCUAAUUCAGUGAUUGAAGAAAAUAAACAGAAAAAGGUUCAUUUUCAGAGAGAAGAGUGUGAAGAAGACAUUUCUGAUAAAUUGAAAAAUACUCAUCUUUCUGAAAGAGUAGAGUAUUUUCAGAUAUCAAAAAGAAGAACAGCAUCCCAGUCUCAACAAAGGUGUAGUGAUGAUGAGAUGAAUUCAGGAGAUGCUACAAAGCCCUUUUCUGAACAACCUGGAACUACGAAGAAAAAUAUAUCUACGUUUAGUGAAGGAACAACAUAUGAAGUCAAGGCAGAAGUUGAAUAUGUUCCAAGCGCAUUGCAAGAAUAUAAUGUGGAGAGUGCUAUCGAACCUUAUGCAUUUAGAGUGGAUAAAAAAGGAUGCCGAGUCAUCGCACCAUAUUGCAAAUUAUUGUUUCCUCCUAACGCUGUUGAAAGAGCAAUUGAUAUUACAAUGUCUGUAAUGUACUAUUCAGAGAAAGAGGUUGAGGGCUAUGCUUUUAUAACUCCACAUGUGGAAUUCACUUCCAGCAACGAAAUAAAAUUCCUGAGAUAUGUACAAGUUUCUCUUUAUACGUCCUACUCUUUUGCAGAAGUCGAAGAUCCUGUUUAUGUCGAGAUUCUAAAAACAAGCAAAUCUGAGGAUGAUGUAAUCCUGACACAAGUUUGUCUUACAGAUGAAAGAUUUAUUGUAUUUGGCUGCAGAAGCUUUUGCAGAUUUAGUGCACGAGUUCGUGACAGGGAUCAAAGACUUAUGCAAAGAAGAUUUUAUUCUGCGGCCUAUAUACGAAAUGAGAGAACCAAGCAAUCACGUGUUGUUCAUUGGUCCAUCUAUGAAGACAUGCCUGAUACACGCCAAGAUAAAUUGAAGCAUUUGGAAAAGAAAUCAAUAUUCUUUGAUCCUCAGUGUUUUACUCUCAGAUGCCACCACGAUCUUCAGAUCAAACUUAAAAGACAUGCCGCAGAUGUUACUGUUACAUCAGAUGAUGAAAAUAUACUUCCGAGUCAUUUGUUUGGAAAAAAGGUUGAUAAAACAUUGCAAUUUCUAGUUCAUCUUUCUGAAGGGGUUAGACUGCAUGAUGAAAACCUGAAAUUCCAAACUGAGACUGUGGCUAUUGAUAGAGAUACAAAUGCAACAAUACCAAUUGAUCGAAGCUCCUGUUUUAUGAUUUGGAAUGAUGAUAAAUGUUCCUCUGCUGACCAGCAUAAUUACAAUAUUAAUGUCGGAGAAAACGGAAUUGGCGUAAAAAAUGACUUCAAGGUUGCGGGGAGUUCUGUUGAUCCUUGAGUCCCUUCAAACUGGUGUUCGUGGGUGACUUUUUUUAUUAUUUUAUCUUUUAAUAAAACUUCAAUUUAUAGGUUUAUAUGCGUGUUGAUAUCUACCAUUGAAAUAAAUUUAAAUGUAACCCGAUAAUUUGAUAAAAAAAAUGAUAUUUCUUUAUAAAAAAAGCAUUUAACUGCUGAUUUCAUUUUUAAAACAUCUGGUGAUUUCAAACAUGAACAAAUCUCCAUACGAUGCUCUAUCUUCCAGGUUACACACUUGAUGUGAUACAUGAUGCAAGAAUAAAAUGCUUGAUAGUGAAAUACAGCUCAUUUCAUUUCCAUACUAUAUAUUAGUUUUGUUGUGCAAUGUAUAUAUGAUUUAUUUAUCUGAAACUUUAUGAGCCAUACUAUACUAAUAUAUAUUCCAUACUAUAUCAUUCAUUAGAUUUUCUAUUGUCUGAAAUAUUUAUGAGCUUUGAGGAAAACUGUGUCGCAAAUAUAUCGUAUAUACAUUUAUAUAUUCUAUUGAUGUUUAGAUGUUUUUAUUUGAUGGUAGAAUUUUAUUGAUUUUUAUGUCACGAGUCUAAGUUUGGUGGUGAACAAAUAAAAAUAGAACCCAUGAGUUUCUUAAUUGCUUCUACGAUGAUGAAGAAAAUUUAUUUAAUACUUGAAUUCAUGUAUGUGUAUGAUUGUACCCAGGAACUUUAAUAAUCUAAGACGCUUUGUAUAAUUUUGUGUUCUCUCUAUUAUAUGUUCCAUAUUACCUUUUUUCUGUCACUCUGUAUCUUUAUCAUUAUAGCUGUACAAGUCAUAAAUAAUGAGGCUUUUACGCAAAAAAAGCAGAGGUGUAAGAAAUAACCGACUUUUAGCGCGUAAGGGGUCUAAAAUGACAGUCCCAAGUACUGGUUCCAUCAAACGCUCAGUUUCUUGUGCAUUUAAGUCAUUAUCAUGUUGUUUGGUUUCACAUAUUCAUUGCACUACAUCUAGUAUCUAUUCAAAUUCUUUCUCAUUUUCAUUAUUUUACAAAGUAAGUUCUAAAAUGUUUUCAGCUCAAAUUAUUUUUCAAAUUCUUCCACUUUACUAUGCACUUCUGAGACCAAAACUAAAUAUUCAAUAAUAAACAUAUUCAAUUCAGCUUUUGAACCAUUUUUUUAAAUGAAAAUACCUUAAAAAUAUAUCAUGUUACGGAUAUAUGCUAAAAUACUUUUUAUUCUCAUUUUCAAACUGUCCAAUUCACCCCCAGAAUAAGAUAAUUAGCUAGUCAUUAUUACCGUAGCUUUGCUUAUCAAAUUAUAUUUUCUUCUCUGGAAGUGCUGAUUUGUAUUGGUAUUCACUGUAUAUAUGUAUAUAAAUGGUUUACAAUUGUAACAAUUAAUAAUUAUGUUCAACUUAUUUCACUAAUCUUUGAGUAAAUUUACAUAUUGUACUUCUAAUUCAAUUACCAGUCAAGGAUGUAUAUACAUUCAUUUAGUGGUGUUUGAUAUAGCUAACUCUAAAUUGAUUAAGAAUAAUAAAGCAACAUUGUGUGAUUUUA